UUUAGAACUACAAGUUUUGGACAUGUGUGAUGUAAAUCUUUUGAAGAGUUUCAUGAGAAUUGUAUUGCAAUUACAAUUAGAAAAAGCUUUGGUCAUAUAUUUUAGGAGUGUUUCUUAUGAAUUG
Molecule: messenger RNA, 124 nt
Organism: Acaulospora morrowiae
Lineage: Eukaryota; Fungi; Glomeromycota; Glomeromycetes; Diversisporales; Acaulosporaceae
Source: the annotation of a GenBank genome assembly